Molecule: messenger RNA, 687 nt
Organism: Camellia sinensis
Lineage: Eukaryota; Viridiplantae; Streptophyta; Magnoliopsida; Ericales; Theaceae
Source: RefSeq, a predicted model, not a curated record
AUGGAAUCUGGAGGUUCAUUGAAGGCAUACAACGCGAGGUAUUGGGAAACCUACAACGAAAUCCUCGACUGCCCUACCAAUCUGGAAAUCACUCAAUACAAGAGGGGUCUCCCAGUCGGACAUAGAUUGCGAGACUCGCUCACGAUGCAUCAGCCUACAACCAUGGAGUCUUUGAUGCAGCGGAUCAAUGAGCACAUUCGUGUGGAGGAUGAUGCCGCCUCUGCGACCGAGAAGGCUAAUCCGGUCGCGGCCGACAGAAAGGUGGCGGGGAAGGUUCACUCGGUCGGGCAGGAGGAUAACCGCCCAAACGACCGGUCAAAAGAUCAACGUCGUGGUUCAAACCGUGACGAUAGAAACAAAGGUCGCAGAAACAACCGGGCUGACGCUCCCCGCAAUGCAGAGGAGGAUGCCAAGAGAAAACUGAAGGCACAGACUAGAAUCACCACGGUCUUCAAAAUCCCUAUCUACCGCAUCUUGAGUGAGAUCCGAGAAGAGCCUUUUGUCCGCUGGCUGGCCAAGUUGGGGAGUGCACAGAGAGGCUUCAACUCAAGAUUUCGAUGCACCUUCCAUGAAGAACGGGGGCACCGAACAGAGGACUGCUUACCACUCAAGCAACACUUUGAGGAGUUGGUGGCGGCGGGGCAUCUUGACCAGUACAUAGAUGGAGGCAUAAAAGCCGCCCCGUAG